GUGUGUGUGUGUGUGUGUGUUUGAGAGAGAGAGAGAGAUCUGCAAUGCUGGGCACGUCGCGGAUUCUGGAAAAGGGGCCCGGGUACUUGAGGAAGCAAAUGGAGCUGGAGCGCGAGGGGAACGUGCGCGCGAGCGCAGCGGAGAGGCUCGCGGCCACCAAGCCCAACUACGUGAAGAGCCCACAGGUGACGAGUUCACCUUCCGCCCCCGAGCAGGUUACCGGUACAGGUUCCCCCUGCGGCCGAGGGUCCACCGAGCGGAGCGCACCAGCUCCCGGUACACCUGCUUCCGAACAGGAAGCAAAUCUCGCGAAGCGGAACAGCUCCAAGAAACGACCGGACUCGAUCUUACUGUACAGACAGAAGUGCGACCUGCAGAGAAGCUCACCGGGCGCGAACUACCGGCGCAAACGGACUUUACUCAAAUCACUGAGAGAGAGGAACCGCGCAGGCGCUCCGGUUUCAGCCGGUCAGAACGCUGAAAGUUCAUCCGACACGGAACAAGCUCAGGCGGAAGAGGACGGGAAAGAUAAAGACAACGAUAACGGCCCGUUGCCCGAGCGCGUGAACGUGGCGAGAAGAGCUAUUGAAGCAGGAGGGUCCGAGUCGGAGCGCGCGAGGAAGGGGGUGUCGCGCUCGCACUCCGACAUCAGCUCGCGCUAUUCUAAAAACUUCGCCGACUUCGACUCGUUUUUCAUGUACUGCGGCCUCGAGAGCGACGUCGUGGAGUCCCUGGGCAGAGAAAAUUUCUCCUCGCGCUCGGAUGAGCGUGAACUUUCCUACGCAAAGGUCCGGAGCGUAAGCGUGGCCACGUCAGACGGCGAGAUUUCACACACCAGCGGUGACAUCGACGGGCGUCAAGAGGAAGACGUGAAAGAGACUCGCCAACAAGGUUCGUCCGUUAUAGAGCGCAACGCUCGAGUGAUCAAAUGGCUGUACAGCUGCAGAAACGCAAGUGAGUCCGGGAAAACGCUGCGAGAUCUGGAUUAGUCCCAAAAUCCCGA
Molecule: messenger RNA, 1003 nt
Organism: Ictalurus furcatus (blue catfish)
Lineage: Eukaryota; Metazoa; Chordata; Actinopteri; Siluriformes; Ictaluridae
Gene: fam110c
Product: family with sequence similarity 110 member C
Exons: 2
Coding region: 45-989 (314 amino acids)
Source: RefSeq, a predicted model, not a curated record